Paraglomus occultum is the source of this 120-nucleotide messenger RNA. Lineage: Eukaryota; Fungi; Glomeromycota; Glomeromycetes; Paraglomerales; Paraglomeraceae. The record is from the annotation of a GenBank genome assembly.
AAACAAAACGAUAUUCCUGAUAAUAGUGAAAUUAUUGCAGCCGUCCAAGAAGCUCCUGAGGGUGAGGGAGAAGAUAACGACAAAGACGAGGCUUCUAUUGUAUCUAACAAAUGGCUAUAG